AUGCUGGAUACGCAAGAAAACGAGCCACAAAUUCCCAAGAUGACACUUUCGGAACUCCGUAGGCAUAAGACACGAAGGUUGCCUCCUUCCAAGGGGAAGACUUGCAACCUGACAGAGACCCAGACAACACCGGGCAGAGGAACUGACACAAUAACGGCCGCUCCGGAGCAGGAAACUGACCUUCGUACGUUGGACAAGGAUGAGGCGUCACUCGAAGCGGGCGAAGACACCCUCGACCAGGACGAGCCCAAGCCAAACUCCGUUGACCCGACCACGGCCUGGAAGUUGGAAAUGGCACGAUUCUUCCAACAAAUGCGGUGCGACCAGAAAGGAAGUACAGGCGAAACGAAGAAGGGGGCAGAUCUCAUAAUGCAGUCAAGAAUGGCAGCUACCGAAGCGGGACCAGAUAUGCGGAGCUUCCUGACCCUGGCGGAGCGGGAAUUUCGGGAAAUGGGAAUCGCAGAGGCUCAAUGGGGUGUACUGAUACGCAAUUACCUAACAGGUCGCGCCGCCACACAGUGGAACUUCGUAGUUAGGUCCGGAAUAGAUAUGACAGACUGGCAGUUGGUGUGCGAAAGACUUUGCGAAAGGUUCCUUGGGUAUACGCGGGACGUCAUGUUAAGCCAGAUGAAAGAAAACGAGUGGACUGGCAAUUACAACGAAUAUUGCAACGAGUUCUCAGACAUAGUAUCCAAUGGAGAAGAACUGCCCGAACACGACCUGAUUAUGUACUUCCUCGCCGGAUUACCUACGGAUAUCGGAGACGAGCUGACCGACAAAGGCAAGCGGACAUUUUCGACGUGGAACGAGGCCGCAAAUGCGCUGAGGGCGUACAUGGUCCCAUUCAAUCUGUGGAGGGCCCAGCGAAAACGUGCGUUACAGGAGCUGCAGGGCGCAGAGAAGCCGAGACCCAAGCGUAGGAGUUACCUCAGAGAGUACGGAGAGGCGAACAGACACCACAACGAGGCUGCCUACGGCGUCAAUCGUAAAACCCAUUCGACGGGGAGAACGACGGGGGACGGGGAAAGAGAUACAACCCGUUGCUUCGAGUGCACAGGCCAGGGACACCUGGGAAGGGAAUGUUGGAAUAAUGGCAGGGCGCACCUAGUAGCUUCGGGACCGAAUGCCAUUAACAUCUCCACCCCCGCAAAACGGAAUGAUCGGACAAAUUACGGAAACGAAUGCCGGAGGCACGGGUCGCUGUCGAGCGGUAUUCAGACUCACGGGAACGGGAACGAAACCAACGAGAACACAUCACAGGCGGAACGUACUAGGGUAGAUCAGACAGGCCAGGAAGAAUGUCUUAUACCCCCGUGGCUGUGGGCAGAAGAAAACACCGCGGGACAACAGCCUCACGGAACUCUUUGCAGAGUCUGUAGCGGCGGCAAAACUGCGGUCUUGAGGUUGGAAAUACUCGGUCAUCAGUGUGAAGGUCUCUUGGACACGGGGGCGUCAAGAAGCUUUAUCCAGCCGGCGAUCGUCAAGAAAUUAGGACUGAGAACAAGGACACUAACAGAGGAAUACUCCUUUACAGUAGCGAACGGAGAAGUUAUAAGGAUCUACACGGAGGUCCCGCGGCUGACUAUCCUCUGUGGGCACGAGUGCUUCACUGGCAACUUUCUAGUAGGCCAAGUACCUUACGCAGUCAUUCUCGGGAUAGAUUGGCUUGAUAAAUACAGGGUAGCGUGGUUCUUCGAUUCGGACAGACUCAGAACGUACGUAAACGGCAGAAUGCACAGUCUACCGGUGUUAAGGAAAGAGAGCGAGAGACCAGCUGGUAACACCAAUAAGAAGGAGACACCUAAAACAGAGACGGACUGCGCCUACGAAGCAUUCGCUCACCAAAUAUCUCAAAUGACAGCUGAGGAAGCCGCAGUCUUUUUACGCCCUACACCUAAGCGCACCAGCAAGAAGGAGACACCUAAAACAGAAACGGACUGCGCCUACGAAACACUCGCUCACCAAAUAUCUCAAAUGACAGCCGAGGAAGCCGCAGUCUUUUUACGCCCUACACCUAAGCGCUAUAAGACGACGACUAGACGGAAACGCGGGAUUCAAAUCAAGGAUCUCAUUGAUCGCGCCAGGAAGAAUACGGAAGAGAUGAAAGGUGCAACUGAAGGAUUUAACUGCAUCAUCAUGGUACCAGAAACGGGAGCCGGUUUAGUUAAGCGCAAACCAACUGAAGGGCAAGGUCGAUUGUUAUGCGCUAUUUUAUCAUCCUCAGCAAAGACAUGGGACCGGAAGCGGAAUGAUGACCGACUCAAGGACCUCAUUAAUCGCGCCAGGAAGAAUACGGAAGAGAUGAAAGGAGCAACUGUAAGGACCUCAUUAAUCGCGCCAGGAAGAACACGGAAGAGAUGA
Eimeria mitis is the source of this 2361-nucleotide messenger RNA. RefSeq lists its product as uncharacterized. The transcript has 5 exons. Gene Ontology annotation, biological process: proteolysis. Gene Ontology annotation, molecular function: aspartic-type endopeptidase activity; zinc ion binding; nucleic acid binding. Lineage: Eukaryota; Apicomplexa; Conoidasida; Eucoccidiorida; Eimeriidae. The coding region runs from base 1 to 2361 and encodes 786 amino acids. The record is from RefSeq and is a predicted model, not a curated record.